Striga hermonthica is the source of this 597-nucleotide messenger RNA. The record is from the annotation of a GenBank genome assembly. Lineage: Eukaryota; Viridiplantae; Streptophyta; Magnoliopsida; Lamiales; Orobanchaceae.
AUGACGGGUGGAGCUACAAAAUAUCGACAUAGUGAUAAAUGCGUUAAUGAGUCUGGGAAUAUCUUUGCCUUUGGAUUAUUUCUAUCCCCCGUGCCAACGUUCAGGAGAAUAAUGAGGAACGAGUCAACCGAGCAGUUCUCAGGGUUGCCGUACAUAUACACGCUCUUGAAUUGCUUGAUCACGGCUUGGUACGGUCUGCCUAUGAUAUCUAGGGACAACAUAUUGGUCACGACUGUCAACUCAAUAGGUGCCCUUUUCCAGAUAAUGUACAUUGCCAUCUUCAUAAAAUAUGCCGAGAAGACUAAAAAGUUGAGGAUGGCAGGGUUGGUCUUGUCAGUACUCGUCGUGUUUGCAGUUAUCGCCAUUGGAAGCUUGCUCAUAGUUGACUUUGAAAUUCGCCACUUGACCAUCGGGUUCCUAAGUUGUGCUUCCCUCAUAUCCAUGUUUGCUUCACCGUUGUUUAUAAUCAAUUUGGUGAUCCAGACAAGAAGUGUUGAGUUUAUGCCAUUUCAACUGUCCCUCUGCGCGUUUUUGAUGAGCACGGUUGUCCACAACCAAAUUUUUUUCCUCUUCCGGGCGGGAAUCAUUCACAAAUAG